Molecule: messenger RNA, 2027 nt
Organism: Ananas comosus (pineapple)
Lineage: Eukaryota; Viridiplantae; Streptophyta; Magnoliopsida; Poales; Bromeliaceae
Product: zinc finger CCCH domain-containing protein 6-like
Exons: 7
Coding region: 226-1578 (450 amino acids)
Molecular function (GO): mRNA binding; metal ion binding
Source: RefSeq, a predicted model, not a curated record
AGAGAGAGAGAGAGAAGAGGAGAAGCGAGCAGCUUAGAGAGAGAGAGAGGAGUGGGAAAAAAAAAAGGGGAGAAAAAAAGGGGAAAAUUUGGGGAAAAGAACCGAAUCGAUCGGUUUCGGUGCGCAAAAUCGGUCCCCAUUUCCCCGUUUCUGCGCGAUCGAGAGGUCUCCGGGAAGUUCCGGAUCCUUCCAGAAGGAAACCCUGCUCGAUUCCCGAGGAAGGAGAUGUACGGACGCAGCAAAGUCCCCGAGGAGGGUAGCGGACGCGAUCCGGAUACGGGGAUCGAAGAAUCAAUGUGGAGGUUGGGGUUGGGCGGCGGCGGCGGCGAAUUCCAGCUUCCCGAGAGACCCGGCGCGCCGGAUUGCGCCUUCUAUAUCCGCACGGGGACGUGCGGCUACGGAGAGAGGUGCCGCUACAAUCACCCCCGCAAUCGCGGUGGACCGUUAGUCGGAGCUGGAAGAACUGCAGCAAUGGAGUAUCCGGAGAGAUCCGGGCAACCUGUAUGUGAGUAUUAUAUGAAGACCGGAACUUGCAAAUAUGGUUCAACAUGCAAAUAUGAUCACCCAAGACAAGCAGCUGGAUUGGCGCAGCCGGUUAUGUUAAAUUAUUAUGGAUACCCGUUGCGCCCGGUUGGAAAUACUCUUCUUAAUGGUGAGAAGGAGUGCUCCUACUAUAUGAAGACCGGCCAAUGCAAGUUUGGUUCGACUUGUAAAUUUGAUCACCCGCAACCUGGUGCCCCCUCGGUGCCAUCGCCUGCACCAGCAUUUUAUUCGACGGUGCAGCCUUCUUCGGUUCCUUCAACUCAUCAAUACCCAACAUUGGCAAGUUGGCAAGUCGGCAGGCCUCCGAUGGUACCCGCUGGAUCAUACAUGUCAGGCUCUUAUGGUCCUAUGCUGGUCUCCCCUGGAGUUGUACCAAUGCAAGCCUGGAGCCCCUAUCCGGCACCUAUAAAUCCAGUGGUGACUCCUGGUGGACAGCAAGUGGUUCAAGCAGGACCAGGGUAUAACUUAUCACAUCAAGUUUCUUCGCCUAUGCCGGCUUAUGCCAGUUCCUAUGCGCCUGAGGCUUCCUCUUCUGGACCUUCAAGUAGUUACCGAAGAGAACAGAUUUUCCCAGAGCGGCCCGGCCAGCCCGAGUGCCAGUAUUACAUGAGGACAGGAGAUUGUAAAUAUGGAGCUACAUGUAAAUACCAUCAUCCUGCAGGAAGGAAUGUACACAGAAAUAAUAUCUCGCUUAGCCCACUCGGUCUUCCUCUUCGUCCGGGUGCUCAGCUUUGCACAUACUACGCGCAGCACGGGUUCUGCAAGUUUGGGCCGACAUGCAAGUACGAUCAUCCUAUUGGUUCUGCAAGUUAUCACCCUUCGGCGUCUUCACUCUCCGACAUGCCAGUUGCUCCCUAUCCAAUCGGAUACUCCAUUCCCACUUUGGCUUCAUCUUCUUCGUCCUCGGAUCUACGGCCUGAAUUCUUCACCACCGUGACGGCAUCUUCGCUAAAUCCAUCCGAAUCCGUCGGCUCAGUCUUCCCGAAGGGUGGCGGCAGUACGGGCCACGGCGGGCAUGUCUCUAGCUCGAGCUGAGGAAAUUCGAGAGGAAUCAUAUCCCAAUUCUAAUUCGGGAUAGUCAUUCCCCACCACAAUAUUCAUUGUUGAUUCUUCCAAGAUUCGGUCACUGAUCCUUGUUUAUCACCCCUCUUCAGAAUGAAUACUCAUGUUUAUAGAAUAUUUAUCACUGCAACUUGUUCUCACUCGAAUAAAGCUGUAGCCAACAGUAAAAAGAAAAGGCAUAGCAAAAUACUCUGCUAUUCCCCCCUCCUUUUAUCUUAAUAAUUUUUUGUUCGGUGAAUCGAAGGCGAGUUCAAAUUGCUCACCCUUUUGUAUUCAUAUCUAGAUCUUGUAUGGGGUUGGAAAUAGAAAAAAAAAAAAAAGAAAAAAAAGAAAAGAAGCAUCAUGUGUUGAAAAGGCGAGUUCUUCUUGGAGGAGCAGGUAUCUAAUUCAACCCUUCUAAGCGAAAAAAAAAAAAAAAAAAA